Molecule: messenger RNA, 900 nt
Organism: Echinococcus granulosus
Lineage: Eukaryota; Metazoa; Platyhelminthes; Cestoda; Cyclophyllidea; Taeniidae
Exons: 9
Coding region: 1-900 (299 amino acids)
Source: RefSeq, a predicted model, not a curated record
AUGCAAUACUUCAGUGGAGGUUGUUGGGGAGUGAAACAAUCAAAACAGCAUAUCAUCGCACAUAAAAUACUAGGUAUGUUUAUCAAAGCAUUUUACAUAAAAAGGUUAUUUCCGAUUCUGUUAUUUUUUUCCUCUUUUUGUCAAUUUCUCACUUGGUUACAAGGCCUCAAACAUUUUCAAAAAGUGAAUUACAUACCACGAAAAUGUUUACGCUGCAGAAACUAUGACCAACCACAAGAAGCAGAAAGUUGGCAAACAAAUCACCGCAAAUUAGCAAUCAAGGUGAAAGAUUCCUACAGUAUCGGAAAAAUGGAGAACAUGAGCAAAGCGAAUGCGCUAUUGAAGUGUAAGCAGAUUAACAACUACCACCAUCACGGCAAUCACGGCAUAAAGAAUUUACUGACCAUUUUACACAACCAAUAUCUACAAGUUGAAGUUGCAUAUCGCAAACAAUUUUGCCAUCGUCUCUACUUCUCAAAGCAUCAAUCAACAUUACGCCUUAGCUAUCGAACAGAGUGCUCAGCAUUUACAGAAAGUGACGCAACAGAACAAUUUCUGUGUAAGAUUUUUUGCACUAAUUUUGGUUGCUUCAUAGAUUUAGCCAACAUCUCUUUUGCAAGAGUUAAUUAUCUUGCUUUAUUAAACAGUUUAAAUGUUCCCGCGUACAAUGUCAUUAUCAUCUAUGUAAACAUGAUAUCCACAAUGGCAUUAGCGCAAGCAUCAUCUAAUCCUCCUAAUUUGUCUAAAAGCACUGAGUCUAUUAGUCUCAACUUCAGUGCUAAUAUGAGGAAGAGGCUUUUAUUAAAUAGAAGCAAGGUUAAAAUUGUAUUAAUAAAAGCAAAGAGUCUCAUUCUAACAUUACCCGGAAAAUUGUUCGCCAUUGUAAUGCACUUAAAAUAA